AUGAUAUUAUUUAACUUGUUCAAUAUUUGGUUAUUAUCGCUGUUUAUUGAUCAAACAUCAGGCAUUUCAUACAAUCAACCAAAACUUUGUGCAAAUGCAGCGUGGAACCAGAAUGCUACAACGUUUGCCACGAGCACCUUGGUCGGCACAUAUCCUCUGGGUAUUUUUGUCGAUACAAACAACACUGUCUAUGUAGCUGAUCGAGCGGACAACAGGAUCUUGAUAUGGCUUAAUGGAAGUACUACAAUUACUGGAAAUCUUUCAGGUGGCUUAAACGGACCUUACCCUCUCUUCGUCACGGAUAAUGGUGAUACUUAUGUUGGUAAUGAGUACUCAAAUUAUGGAGUGGACAAAUGGGCAUGGAAUACGACAAAUAGUGUUCCAGCAAUGUAUACAUGUUCGUCAUGCUUUGGUAUUUUUGUGGAUAUUAACAAUAUGCUUUACUGCUCAAUGUAUUCUUAUCAUCAAGUUAUCUACAAAUCAUUGACCCAAAAUUUAAAUGUAUGGAGUAAUGUUGCCGGUGUAAGUGGUACAGCUGGGUCCACGUCGACUACACUUAAUGGUCCUGUGGGGAUCUUUGUUGAUAAAUAUUUGAACUUGUAUGUGGCUGAUUAUGCAAACAGUCGAAUUCAAAAAUUUGCAUCAGGACAAUUGAAUGGAACAACAAUAUCAACAGGUGCGAUCACACUCUCCUAUCCAACUUCAGUUAUACUUGAUAGUGAUGGAUUUAUUUUUAUUACUGACAAUCAUAACCAUCGUAUUAUUGGUUCAGGACCUAACGGUUUUCGAUGUAUAGCGGCAUGUUCUGGACAGGGUUCAUCAUCCAGUCAAUUAAAUUAUCCACAAAGUAUUAGUUUUGACAGUUAUGGAAAUAUAUUCGUUGUUGACCAGAAUAAUAACAGAAUUCAAAAAUUUCUUUUAUUAUCAAACUUCUGUAAUACAACCACAGCAACAACUAUGAUGAGCGUCGUUCAAACGACAACUGCAUCAACAUCCGUGUCUUAUUCCAAUGUUAUAUCAUUCAAUCAACCAAAAUUUGGCGCCUAUGCUACUUGGGAUAGUGUUGGAAUUACUUUUGCAAAUAGUAGCACAGCUGGCACAGGUCCAUAUGGAAUUUUCGUCGACACUAAUAAUACGAUUUAUGUAGCCAAUACACCAAACAAUCAAAUUCAAGUAUGGUUAUCAGGAAGUAGUAUACCCACAAGAAAUAUUACUAGUGGUGUUACUUCUCCAUAUAGUAUCUUUGCUACAAUCACUGGUGAUAUUUAUGUCGAUAAUGGAUAUGCAAAUAAUCGAGUCGAUAAAUGGACAUCAUACGGAAAUAUAAGUAGUUCAGUAAUGCAGGUUCAAGGUGCAUGCUAUGAUCUCUUUAUCGAUGUUAAUAAUACUCUUUACUGUUCAUUAUAUACUCAACAUCAAGUUGCUAUAAAAUCAUUGAAUGGUAAUUCAAGUAUGUGGACUGUUGCUGCUGGUACAGAAUGUUCUGGAUCAACUUCGAAUGCACUUUAUAAUCCUCGUGGAAUCUUUGUUGAUACAAAUCUUAAUUUAUAUGUUGCUGAUUGUGGAAACAAUCGAGUACAAUUAUUUUUAUCUGGACAAGUAACAGCAACUACAGUAGCAGGAAGUACAGCUACUGGAACUAUUUCACUUAGUUGUCCUAGUGAUGUUGCUCUUGAUAGUGAUGGAUAUCUUUUUAUUGUAGACAGCAAUAAUAGUCGUAUUAUUGGUUCAGGACCUAAUGGCUUUCGAUGUAUCAUUGCAUGCGGGUCUACCAGUGGUUCAACAUCCAGUCAAUUAAAUAAUCCAUCGACUUUUAGUUUUGAUAGUUAUGGAAAUAUAUAUGUUACUGAUCAAAAUAAUAGUCGAGUACAAAAAUUUUAUUUAACAACCAAUAUUUAUAGUACAACUAUCAAUCAACCAAACUUCUGUCCAUCUACAACAUGGUAUAUAAAUGCAACUACAUUUGCUAAUAUUAGUACGGCUGGAACUCUCGUAUAUGGUGUUUUUGUUAGUAUUAAUAAUACUGUUUAUGUAGCUAAUCAACAAACUAAUACGAUUAUAGUAUGGUACGAUGGAAGUAUUAAUCCAGAUAAAAUUAUUUUUGGUAAUCUAAGUUUACCAUUUGAUCUUUUCGCUGCUCCUUCAGGUGAUUUAUAUGUUGAUAAUGGCGGAAAUAAUCAUCGAGUUGAUAAAUUUUCAUUUAACUCAAAUAUAAGUACUUCUGUAAUCGUCUAA
Adineta steineri is the source of this 2235-nucleotide messenger RNA. The record is from the annotation of a GenBank genome assembly. Lineage: Eukaryota; Metazoa; Rotifera; Eurotatoria; Adinetida; Adinetidae.